CGUGCAUUCUGCUACCCGCACAGACUCAGUAACGCGCUUCAUAGCAUCGCGACAGGAGUCUCCGAUAUCGGAUCCUGCGCCGACGUUUUGGAAGGCUCGUCGUCCCUUGCUUCUUGCGGAGGUGGGGUGAAGGUGGGGGUCAUGCGAGACAUCGGGUUGCCCGCUUACCCCUUCUUCGCAUUUCCCAUAAUAGAACGAUCUCCUCCUCUCACAGAUAAAAAGAUCGCCCGUCCAAUCUCGCACACAUACCGAACAGAUCAACACGACAAUCAAUAGUGUUGGACACGAUGUCGAGAAAUAUGCCCAUUGCCACUGCGGUCGAGUUGCCAAAUCAAGGCAUCGCUCCGACCCAUGAGCCUCAUGGUGGCCAUCACGCCUCCGAUGCCAUGUCUGAGAAACACGUCGAGGCUGGAGAUGAGAUUCCCAGUGACCUAGUCAUGCAUGAAGAAGCUAUGCCAGAGGGUCCUACUACCUCGAGAUGGGAGGAAUGGGCGUAUUAUCUCUACUACAAUGGAGAUUCUGGUGUCGGCCCAGGGUCAUAUGCGCAGACACUCAGUCAGAAUUACCUGACCCAGGCCACACACGACAAGAUCACGGGAGCAAAGCCAUGCACAAACCCUAAUGCCGAUCUUUGUGUCCUCCAAUUCGCUGGACAGGAACGCAGUGUGGCCUCCGUGGCACUCAUUGCCAACGGUAUCACAUUUGCAGUCAUGACCUUUUUGUUCACCACCAUUGGAUCCAUCGCAGAUUAUGAGAACUGGAACAAGUACAUCUUGCUCAUCGCGACUGUCAUCUGUUGGGGAGUUCAAUUCGGUUUCUUGGGUACCAAAGAUGGCAAUGACUGGCAGACUGGUAUCGCCCUCUACAUCGUUGGGUAUAUCGCCUACGGUGUGACCCUCGUGUUCUAUGCUUCAGUCUUCCCCCGCUUGGCUCGAAACACCCAAAAGGCAAAGGACGCUCGACUCAGGCUCGACAACAGUGAGAUCUCACCUGAAGAGUAUGAAAUGGUUGAAAUGCUCGAGAGAAACAGAAUCAGUAACAUCAGUACUGCCCACUCUGACUGGGGUUACCUCAUCACCUUGGCUCUCAAUCUCGCGAUCCUCUUACCUCUGGCUAACAACCCUAUGGUUGACCAAUACACCCUUGCCUUCACCAACUGCUACUGGAUAGUCCUUGGUCUGCCCUGGUUCUUUGUCCAAAAGAACAGACGAGGACCCGCCUUCCCCAAGGACAGCCACUGGUGGUCGAUUGGCUGGAAGCAGGUCUACCUUGCCUUAAAACAGUACAAGCGUCUGCCUUACACCUUCAUUUACCUUUUUGCCUUCUUCCUGCUGGCGGACUCGCUCAACACGACCGGAUCAGUUGUUGGAAUUGUUCAGAAUCAGCACAUCCAAUUCUCUUUCCUCCAAUCCACCUAUCUCGGUCUGUCUCAAGCCGCCACCAGCACUUUCUCAUGUUACGCCUACUGGUACUUCCAGAGAUAUUUCAAGAUCAAGACAAAGGUCAUGUUUGAGGUCUGUGUGGUCGUCACUGUCUUCCUGUCCUUCUGGGGAAUGCUCGGAAUCUGGACCAACAAGAUUGGGUAUCACAACACAUGGGAGUUCUGGUUCUACAACGUCGUGUUCGGCCUUGGUCAAGCUCCUUACUAUGCAUACGCCCAGACAAUGAUGGCGGAGUUGACGCCUCCAGGCUUCGAAGGAAUGUUUUUCGGUCUGUUUGGCAUCACCAACCGAGUCUCUUCCCUCAUCGGACCCAACGUCUGUGCGGCCAUCAUUGACCGAACGAACAAUUCAUGGGACGCUUUCGCUUUCCUCUUCGCCCUUUCUGCCGCUGCCGCCUUGGUCAUCUUCGUCUUCGUCGACAUGGAGAAGGGUCGUGCGCAGGCUAUCGCAUUCUCAAUCGAGGAGCGUGGGUCUGUAGAAGGUGUGAGGGAAGAGCAGGCGACUCAUAUCGUAUCUGGCUUGAAACAUUAGCGUCGGAAGAAUAGCAUGUAUCUUGUUAGUCGGUCGGUUCUUUGACACUUUACGAGAUGUUUAGCAUACAGGCGUACGUGAAGCAGUCUUGCGUGGGGAUGGAGUGCCGAAGCAGGUCCGGC
Messenger RNA from Kockovaella imperatae, 2095 nucleotides. Its product is annotated as autophagy-related protein 22-like protein. The transcript is spliced from 12 exons. The record is from RefSeq and is a predicted model, not a curated record. The coding region runs from base 288 to 1973 and encodes 561 amino acids. Gene Ontology annotation, biological process: amino acid transmembrane export from vacuole. Lineage: Eukaryota; Fungi; Basidiomycota; Tremellomycetes; Tremellales; Cuniculitremaceae.